AAAUCUCUGGCUUGUGAAGAACCAGUUGAUGACAGUAUUCUGCUUGGCUGGGGCUGAGGGUGAGAGAGAAGCCAAAAGUGCCAUUGAUGUGACAGUAACUUUUCUGCUGCCAACAGCGAGCUGCAGCCUGGAGGAUGGGAGCCCAUCCAGCUUGGAGGAAGUCAGGGAGGAAUAUGUCAGGAGGCAAUUCGGCAGUCACAGCACUGCAUCAGCCUCAGAAGAUAUGAGUGAAAGUGACUCUGCCAUCUGGUAUUUGCUUCAAGAAUCUGAAAAACAAACACUGGAAGAGUAUGGGAAGCCAGAAUUGAUUCAGUUUUCAGACACUUUAUCCCCAGAUCUAGUGGAAUUUGAACGAUACCUGUAUUUUUAUAAGCACACAGUGGACCUGCUGAUAGAGCAUGGGAUUGUUUGCACUGGAGAGGUGCCUCUUCCUGAGGUCUCCACAGCUAUUUCCCAUCUCUGGCAAGAGCUUUCUGAAGAGAGCAGGGACAGCAUCUUGCAGUACUGUAGCCAGAGAGAUUUCCUCAUGGAUCCCAAGGCUGCUUGCCCAGAGCCUGCUUGCACUGAAGGUAGUGUGAGGGACAGCGGAGGUAACAGUGAGGAAGCCAGUGGUUCCUCAGUCUCCACACCAGAGGAAGUGAUGUUUGAAGAUGCAUUUGAUGUUGCUGCUGGUUUCCUUGACAGAAGUAAGGCUCAGGGAACGUCCAGCCAGAGUUCAGCAUUUGCAAGCUGUACUUCUGAAAAUCCAGAGGAUCACCAGAGACUCUAUCUGCAGGUCACUGACUUCCUGAAACACCUCUUCUUCACUAAUACACAGUUUUGCCAGGAAGAAGAUCUGCACUAUGAUCAUGAGACCGUGAUGCUGCGGUGCACUGAGACCUUCGAUGAUGAAGAUUUCUAAACAGUAUCUCCACUAUCUCUACUU
Messenger RNA from Sturnus vulgaris (Common starling), 925 nucleotides. RefSeq names its product stimulated by retinoic acid 8 (gene STRA8). Gene Ontology annotation, cellular component: nucleus. Gene Ontology annotation, biological process: oogenesis; spermatogenesis; activation of meiosis. The record is from RefSeq and is a predicted model, not a curated record. NCBI's taxonomy places the organism in Eukaryota, Metazoa, Chordata, Aves, Passeriformes, Sturnidae.